This is a messenger RNA of Chrysoperla carnea, 2211 nucleotides long. RefSeq lists its product as uncharacterized. The record is from RefSeq and is a predicted model, not a curated record. The transcript is spliced from 4 exons. Lineage: Eukaryota; Metazoa; Arthropoda; Insecta; Neuroptera; Chrysopidae. Gene Ontology annotation, molecular function: protein binding. The coding region runs from base 104 to 2170 and encodes 688 amino acids.
AGUGUAAACAAUUUUUAGACCUGUUUAUAAAUGUUUUUGUGGUGUUUUUUGGAAUUUGUGAAUAGUUGUGUGAAAUUAAAUUGCGAGAAAAUAUUAUUAAGUUAUGCGUCUUUUUAAAAGACAUUUUUCGGAUUCGAGUCCACGUCUAGUCAGUUUAUCGCCACUCUGUGAUCAAGUUAAUGAAAAUAGUGAGGAAAUUCGUGUACCAGAACAACAAAAUUUAGCGUCAACAACAUCAGCACAAACGGCACAAAAAUCGUAUAAAAAUGGCUUAUCUACUUGGAGUAAAAAAGUUGGACGAAAAUGGGAUCAAUUAAAACGCAGUGAUUCAACUGAAUUCCUUUCAAUAUCUGCUGGUCGUACUGGACAAUGGUCGCCAAGUCCAUUCAACAUCGCCUCCAGUUCGGAAACAUCACUGGGUGGAACAGCUCAACGUAUACGAAAACGAAUAUCCCGAGUUGAAUCACUACGGAACCUAUUUUUGAAACAUGAUCGUAGCACAUCAGCGUCAGAGAAUGGGGAUCGUUUUUCAACGUCAGACCCAAAGGAAUCUAGUAAAUUUAGUCCAUUUUCCACACGAAAUUUAAAUAAGAAACGCAAUUCUCAAAUUAAUGACAACAUUAAUUUAUCGGAGAAACAGUUAGUGGAUUAUUUGUUGCUAUGCCAGCCUUCAGAUCGACAUCGAAUUGUACGCGAAUUGAUCGAAACUAUCUCGAGUAAUGACGAUGCAACUUCAAACUCACGAAAGAGUCAUCAAUCCUUAUCAUCUCCUUUUCGAAGUAGUACUUAUAAAAAAAAUUUCAAAUCAGUUAAAAAUUUUUUUAAACGAAGUUUAUCCGAAGGAAGUAUUGCUAGUAAUACAGCGUUAAGUUCGAUGUUAUCCAAUCAAAAUUUAACGUCAAUGGAUGAACUUUGUUCGGUGUUAAAUAAAAUAUUAAUCGAUAGCGAAGAUGAUUUUAUGCGGAGUUCAGAUACCCUCGAAAGUCAACCGGGAUCAAUUGGAGAUGAAAUGAUUGAAAUGCGACGUUCAAAUAGUUCCGGUAGUUUUUCCAGUCAUAAUUACGAUCUAAAAAGUGAGUAUGCAUCGAUACCUGAACGACUGGUUGGCGCCGAAGAUGAUACUGAUAGUUGUGACGAAGAAUUCUUUAAAUCGAAUUUAUUACAAUCGCAAGGUAGUUUAAAACGCUUAAGAAAAUCGAGCAACUCAGUUGAAUCGAUACAUAAACGACAAAUCGUUAACUAUAGCUUUAAAUCCGACGCGGAACAAGUUUGUUACAUUGACAAGGAGUUCAAAUGUAUACGAAUUACCGCAAAUGAAGCCCAGUCAAUUGUAUUUACAUGCCAAAAAAGUAAUCCGCAUAGCAGUUGUUCCGAAUUUGUGAUUACAUCAAUUUUACCGAAUUGUGAAGCGGAAAAAUAUGGAAAAAUAUGUGUGGGAGAUCAAAUUGUAAAAAUUAAUGGACAGAGGUUACGUGGUUUGUCGAUGCAGGAUGUAGAAACGUUAAUUCGACAAUCGACGGGUUAUAUUGAAAUUGUUUUAUCUAGAGUACCAAAAACUUGUGUGAAAUCACUGCCAAACGAAACAAUUCCUGAAAAUCAUCAAUUUAAAGUACCAAGAGCGAAAAUCGAUGAGAAUCCAAGUGCAACAACUUCGUCAUCUACGCCGAACGGUGGGAUUAAACGAAAUAAAACUAGGCAAUCUAUGUUACCACAAAAUUCACAUGUUGAGAAUAGUAAUUCAACUCUACCUCCGACAACGGGGAUGAAGAAAUUUUUGACACCACGUCGAAGAAGUAUUGCCGUGGAGCAACCAUCAAAAGUUAAUAGAAGAUCAUGUGGCGGAAGUGUUAUUGGAAGACCGAAGUCAAUAUGUUCUGAAUUAAAAGUGAAAUUUGAAAAAGGACCCGGACGUAAAUCACUUGGAUUUUCAGUUGUUGGAGGGUGUGAUUCGCCGCGCGGAAAUAUUGGAAUAUAUGUUAAAACAGUGUUUGCACGUGGACAAGCCUCUGACGAAGGUACUUUACAAGCUGGUGAUGAAAUUAUUUCGGUGAAUGGAAUCGUCUUGCAAGGUUUAACCCAUGCCGAAGCGAUCAACGUAUUUAAAAAUAUUAAAAGUGGUGAAGUUAUUCUCGAAAUACUCAGACGUGAUUCAACACAUCACUAUCAAUAAAACUUUUUUUUUUAUAAAGGUUCAACUACAUGAUAUUAUUU